Xenopus tropicalis (tropical clawed frog) is the source of this 3697-nucleotide messenger RNA. RefSeq names its product ZXD family zinc finger C (gene zxdc). The coding region runs from base 98 to 2707 and encodes 869 amino acids. The transcript is spliced from 10 exons. Lineage: Eukaryota; Metazoa; Chordata; Amphibia; Anura; Pipidae. The record is from RefSeq and is a predicted model, not a curated record.
CGGAUGGAUACACGUUGCGAUGCUGUCAGCCGAGUAAAGCGCAUCGCUUGCUCUUUUGUGUUCUUCCGCACGGACUACAUGCUACAGGGAUUCCAAGAUGGAAAUCCAGGGGCCGGCGGAUCAGCCACAGCAAGAUGGCGGCCCAGGGAUCCCCGCACAGGAGGAAACUAAGGAGUCACUGGAUGAGAGCCCUGAUGAGGAAGAGAAGCAGCCCGGACUCGUUAAUGAGGCGGAAGAUGGGCCGCCAGUGUACAUGGUGCUUAACCUCAGCGAGGAAGCGGCGGCCCCGGCAGUCACUGGGGAGCACGAUCUGGUGCGGCCUAGCCCUUCCUCCUCCUCAGAGCUGGGGUUGCCGGGGUACGUGACUGUACGGCUGGAGAAUGGAGUCCUGACCCUGGGGGGUCGGGGGUCGGAGAGCGUUGAGCCUGCGGAGCCCCCAGUCAGUAACCAGGUGUCUGAUAUCCAAGCGCAGCCGGCCUGGGCCUCGGAGCUGGAGGCUGCCAGCAGCAGUGGGGCCGCACAGCGCUUCCCUGAGGACCUGGAGGAUGUGGAUUUGGUUCUGAGGGACAGUAUGGAUGAGCAAGUAGCCGGCUUCCUGGUUGGGGAGAUUGGGGAGCUGCAGGUGAAUUUGGGGGAGGCCCUGGACCUUGCCAGGAAGGGGGUGCUGCUGGUAUUCCGCUGCCCAGAGCCAGGCUGUGCCAAGGCCUUUGACCGGAAGCAGCAGCUGAAGGUCCAUUUGCUGAGCCACACCGAGGGCCAGCGCCCCUUCAAAUGCACCGUGGCCAACUGCGGCUGGUCCUUCACCACCCUGUACAAACUGAAGCGCCACUUGCAGUCCCACGACAAGCAGCGCCCCUUCUCUUGCGACGUGCCCGGCUGCGGCAAGAGCUUCACCACCGUCUACAACCUCAAGGCCCACCUGAAGGCCCACGAACAGGAGAAUCUGUUUCGCUGCGACACGUGCGGCGAGUCCUUCCCCACCGCCACCAAGCUCAGUGGCCACCGCAGGAUGCACUUUGAGCCCGAGAGACCCUACAAGUGCGAAUUCCCUGGCUGCGACAAAACCUUCAUUACAGUCACCGCCCUUUUCUCGCACCAUAGAGCUCAUGUUCGGGAGCAAGAACAGUUCAUCUGCUCUUUCCCAGGAUGCAACAAGCAAUAUGAUAAAGCGUGUAGGCUGAAGAUCCACUUGCGCAGUCAUACAGGUGAACGGCCUUUUAUUUGUGACUUUGAUGGCUGCGGUUGGUCAUUCACAAGCAUGUCCAAGUUGUUAAGACACAAAAGGAAACAUGAAGAUGACCGGAGAUACCCUUGUCCUGUGGAAGGCUGUGGGAAAUCCUUCACAAGAGCAGAGCAUUUGAAAGGUCACAGCAUAACGCACUUGGGGACAAAGCCAUUUGAGUGUCCCAUUGAUGGCUGUGGAGCCAAGUUCUCUGCGCGUAGCAGUUUGUACAUCCACUCCAAAAAGCACCUCCAAGAUGUGGAAACAUCAAAAACUCGCUGCCUUGUGCCCAGCUGCAACAAGAUGUUUACAUCCAAGCAGAGCAUGAAAUCCCACAUGGUGAAACAGCACAACUUCAGCCCAGAUCUUCUCACCCAGCUGGAAGCAAGCAGCUCUCUCACCCCAAGCAGUGAACUCACAAGCUUAGGCCAGAAUGACCUCAGUAACUUGGACCUUUCAUCUCUUUUCACCAACGUGUCUUCUAAUGGCCCAGGGAUCUCCGCUGAUCUGACACUUGUCAACUCUGGAAUACUAACUAUUGAUGUUUCAUCGGUGGGUUCCACGCUGGGAGGGAACCUUUCUGUGAACAACAGUUCUCUGGUGCAUCCGGUGGACCCUUUGGUGUUGGUGUCUAACAGUGAAACGCAACAAAGCUUGGAAAGCUCUCUGCUGCUGGGAGCUGCUGCCUCGAUCCUUCAGCAGGGCACCUUACAGUUAGAUGAUGUGCAGACAGUGAAUGCAGAAGCUUUGGGUUCCCUGGCAUCUUUAUCCAUGAGAGGUUCAAGCCAGGAUAUUCAAGGUCUGACAUCCAGUAAUAGUCUGACCAUUGACUCCACUUUAACGCCCUCAGUGAGCCUUGGAGCUAGCAGUUCCGUGCCAGAAUUGCUGACCCCACCAAAAACGGACAGGAGUUUGAUUCCAAACCCUGAGGUUGUGGGAGAACAGGAAGGAAGUAAAGUUGUAACACAGUUUGCAUUCUCCAACCCCACUGGUAGUUAUAGUGCACAGAAAGAGAUGGAUUACAGUUUGACAGCUGGGAGCUCCAGUUUGCAGGAGAGUGGCGGUUCAGCGAGAACAGAUUACAGAGCCAUUCAACUAGCCAAGAGCAAAAAGAAGGGGGGUUCUGCCGGUGCAGGGACUUCACCUACACAGAGGAAGAGCAAAAGUGCAAAGCAGAGCCCAGUGGCAUCCUCCAGUGGCAGCAGAUUUGGAAGCAACGCAGUUAUGUCUAAUGGCGGACUGACGCUACGAGACCCUGCUACUGGGGCCCAGUAUGUGCAGAUUCAGCUUCUACAGGAUGAUCCUCCAGGAGAUGGAGACCUGCCUUUCCAGCUGAACGCUCAGUCUCCAGCAUCACAUGCCCAGCUCACUGUUGAUCUGCCAGUACAUAUACUGCAGGAGCCUCACACUUCAACAGAGGAGGACGUGGCUUCAGAUAAUUCUCAGUUUACAGGAAGUACAAUAAAUCUGCAAGACCUGGAAUAAGGGGUAUUAAACUUCAGUAUCGGGACAAUGAAGCUGCCAGUAUCUAGUGCUGCCUUUUUGCAGCAUAUUCCUCAAGCUGGACCAAUAAAUCUAUAAUGAUGGCAUUUUCUUAUUGCACUAUAUUCUAUGCUUUUACCCAGAUGGUUUUCAUAUAAACGGGAUGUUUAUUUUUGAGGAAGAAUUCUGGGGGCUGUUUUUUUUUUUGUGGUUGCUCAUCACCCAUCCGAAAAGACUGCGAAUGUGGAAUAGAAUGGAUUUCUAAGCAGAACUUACUGCCUGUUUUUUAAUGAACAAAAUAUUCUUGUUUCCUACUUGUGAUGUCCCCAAUCUCCCAAAAUGGAUCAUGGUUCAAGUCAAAGAUUUCCUGAUGCUCUGUAGGUAUUAAUAAGAGAUCUCGUUAGAGACUGCAUUAUCUACCUCCUAUAAAGACUCCCAGUGUUAAGUUUCCGGAUUGUGCACAAAGUACAAGCUGCGGGCACCACUGAUUCCAUUACAAAAAAGAAUGUAUUGUUUUUUUUGUAAAUAAUAAUUGCUAAUAUUUAUUGGAGUGCAUGUUGCUGGAGCCCAUGUGCUUUGUUUGGCCGGUUUGUGGGGUACCAAAACCAGAGGGGUCCCCAUGAUUGAACAGAUGUUGCACAGAGUACAUAGGACCUAAACUGUGGUUUCAUUUUUAUAUGUUUCUGAAUAUAGGGGUGCCCUCGCUGCUGCAGCAGUGCAGCCCCAACACAGCAGGGCCACAAUUAAUAUCUCUUGACUGUAAAAUUCUCUUCUCAGAAUGGGCCUAAACCAUCCUUCAUUGCUGGGGCACCUUUCUCUUAACUCCAGUUCUUGUGUUGUAUUUUUUUUGUACAAAAGUGUACAAUUGUAAAUGACUGUACAUAAAUAUAUAUAUAUACGUAUUUUCCCUCUUACAUCACAUGACCUUCUGAAUUUUUUCUGGCUCUAAGAAAACAUAUUCUGAGUAUUGUUAUAAAAGUGUUUAUCAAGCAA